Triplophysa dalaica is the source of this 4592-nucleotide messenger RNA. RefSeq lists its product as uncharacterized. The record is from RefSeq and is a predicted model, not a curated record. Lineage: Eukaryota; Metazoa; Chordata; Actinopteri; Cypriniformes; Nemacheilidae. The transcript is spliced from 6 exons. The coding region runs from base 258 to 4331 and encodes 1357 amino acids.
CUCACCACAAACCAACUCUAUGUGAGCUCUUUAGCUCUUGCGUUGGCUUGGGUUUUGACACUUCACACUAUGAGUCUUCCUUACUAAAAAAACGGACAUAUGAAGUACAGGAACUAAACAAACACGAGCACCAUCAUUCAGAAGCAUAUCGUUGUCUUUAAAACAGUUCUUUUCAUUGCGUGAUUGUAAACGCUGAUAGUGUUUUAAUGAUCUCAAUUCAGGUGUUCUUAGUAAAACGAGUAUCUUGAGCAUCAACUAUGGACACUUCUGAAGUACCAGUGAACAGCAUUGGACGCACUAUUUGGACAGUUUGGGGAUAUCUGACAGGGGCUGUGGCAAGAUAUCUUAGACCGGAAGUUACAAAUGAAGGAAACCAAAAUGUUUAUUCUGAACCAGAAGAUACUGUCCUCAGAAGUACAAUAAAGCAGCUAGACGGACAGGUAAAGGAAAUUGCUGAGAAAGAGCAGGGGGAGAAGAAUUAUAAGCGAAAUGAUGAAAAUACAGGAGCAGUCAAAUGUUUAUUGCCAGAGGCUAUUGUGGUUAACGAAGAUAACAAUACACUUGAUUUCGACACCACAAUUAAACAAAGAUACAAUGCUGCAAUGUGGUGCCCUGAGGGUGAAACUGUUAUUCCAGAUGUUCAGGGAAAUAUUGAAAAUGAACAAAAGCAACCAAAAUCUGACGCACGUAUAAAAAAGGAACCAACUGAUGCAAGUUUGGCUCCAUAUCCAUGCAACAAAAAGACAGGGAUUAAAACCGAACAAGAGCUAAAAGAAACUGAGGACAUUGAAGUGAAAGAUGGUCACAAUGAAGAUACAAAAGAAGAAAGUGAUCAUUAUAAUGAGGAUGAUGGUGAAACAUGUGUAAUGAAGACAGAAGAUUUAGAUGGUAUAGAAGUAACCAUCCAACCUGUACCUUAUGGACGAGAUCAACAACAGAAAAAACUGAUAAACAAGAUGGACUAUAUAGAGACAGAAGACACCAGGACAGAACAUGCCAAGGAGAAAAUGGAUCAAACUGUUACUAAGAAAAAAUUUGCUUUCAAGGAUCAGGAGAGAGCUGAAAAUGAUAACGAUGAAGAAUCUGAAUCACCAGAGAAUGAUGAAGAUUUGCUUGCAAUGUGGAGCCCUGACACCGGUCACAACCAAGAGGGUGAAAUUAUAAUUCCAGAUGUUCAGGAGAAUAUUGAAAAUGAACAAAAGCAAACAAAAUGUGACGCACGUAUGAAUAAGGAACCAUCCGAUGCAAGUUUCGCUCCAUAUGCAUGCAACAAGAAGACAGGGAUUAAAACCGAACAAGAGCUAAAAGAAACUGAGGAGAUUGAACAGAAAGAUGGUCACAAUGAAGAUACAAAAGAAGAAAGUGAUCAUUAUAAUGAGGAUGAUGGUGAAACAUGUGUAAUGAAGACAGAAGAUUUAGAUGGCACAGAAGUAACCAUCCAAUCUGUACCUUAUGGAUUAGAUCAACAACAGAAAAAACUGAUAAACAAGAUGGACUAUAUAGAGACAGAAGACACCAGGACAGAACAUGCCAAGGAGAAAAUGGAUCAAACUGUUACUAAGAAAAAAAUUGCUUGCAAGGAUCAGGAGAGAGCUGAAAAUGAUAACGAUGAAGAAUCUGAAUCACCAGAGAAUGAUGAAGAUUUGCUUGCAAUGUGGAGCCCUGACACCGGUCACAACCAAGAGGGUGAAAUUAUAAUUCCAGAUGUUCAGGAGAAUAUUGAAAAUGAACAAAAGCAAACAAAAUGUGACGCACGUAUGAAUAAGGAACCAUCCGAUGCAAGUUUGGCUCCAUAUGCAUGCAACAAGAAGACAGGGAUUAAAACCGAACAAGAGCUAAAAGAAACUGAGGAGAUUGAACAGAAAGAUGGUCACAAUGAAGAUACAAAAGAAGAAAGUGAUCAUUAUAAUGAGGAUGAUGGUGAAACAUGUGUAAUGAAGACAGAAGAUUUAGAUGGCACAGAAGUAACCAUCCAAUCUGUACCUUAUGGAUUAGAUCAACAACAGAAAAAACUGAUAAACAAGAUGGACUAUAUAGAGACAGAAGACACCAGGACAGAACAUGCCCAGGAGAAAAUGGAUCAAACUGUUACUAAGAAAAAAAUUGCUUGCAAGGAUCAGGAGAGAGCUGAAAAUGAUAACGAUGAAGAAUCUGAAUCACCAGAGAAUGAUGAAGAUUUGCUUGCAAUGUGGAGCCCUGACACCGGUCACAACCAAGAGGGUGAAAUUAUAAUUCCAGAUGCUCAGGAGAAUAUUGAAAAUGAACAAAAGCAAACAAAAUGUGACGCACAUGUGGAAAAAGAACCAUCUGAUGGGAGUUUGGCUCCAUAUGCAUGCAACAAGAAGACAGGGAUUAAAACCUUAAUAGAGACAGAAGACACCAGGAGAGAAUAUACACAGGAGAAAAUGGAUCAAAAUGUUACUAAGAAAAAAAUAGCUUGCAAGGAUCAGAAGAGAACUGAAAAUGAUAACAAUGAAGAAUCUAAAUCGCUUGAGAAUGAUGAAGAUUUACUUGCCAAACUGGUCUGUUCAACAGAGGAUGAAACAGACCUCCCAAAGCCAUUUGAGAUGGAAAAGCUCAGAGUGAAGGAAACGUCUUUAGAAAACAUAAAAACUGAAGGCAUACAGACACCAGAAAGUCAAGAAGGUAUCUUUUCUAAAAAUGUGGUUCAGAUGCCAGAAACUAAAGGUACAAAUGAGCAGAAUAAACAAGGGCAUGAACAACACACAUGGGAAGACAAUUGUGAAUUAGUAGACAUUUUCAGUAUGAAGGAAGCAAGUGAAAAAAAACUGAAGAUGGUUGAAACACUGCCAAGGCUUUCAAAACAAACAUUUGAAGAAAAUGUUACAUUCAAUGAAUUAGACCCGAAAACAACAACAGAUGUAAAGGAAGGUGUAAACAAAACUUUUGAUGCAUCGGAGGACAUUAUGCAGUCAGAUUCUUUUGAAUUCACAUUAAGUUCUAUGUUAGUGGAGGCAACUGAGAUUGAACAAGAUCUUAAAACUCCAAUUUCAUCCAUGGAAUUAAGUACAAAACAAAUUCAGACACUGAAGGAAAUGGCCAAGUUCACUCUCAAAGAAUGUGCUGAAGUAAGAACUGAGCUUCUUGUUGAAACAAUGAAAAGACAGAUUGACUCGGAAGAUAAAUUAGAAGACUUCAUGACAGCCAACCAAGCAGACAAUGAGAUUUUUGAGCUGAGCACAACAUUGAACACAAUCAGUGAAUCACUGAUAAAAGGAAAAGGGGACUCUUCAGUUGAGAUCAAUGGAAAAGAACGUAAUGCAGAGGAUACACCAGAUGUCACAGAAGAAAAAACUGAAUUAAUAAUGGUUUUGCAAGAUAACUCUGAGAGACACACAGAGAAACUGGAAAACAUGGAGGCAGAGGUCAGAUUGUUAGCUGAAGCAGAUGCAUUGGAGUCUGUAGAGAGUUUAGACGAAAUGAUGAAUCAAAUCUUGAAAGAAACAAUAGAGAUGGAAAAUAAAUUCAUACAAGAACUAGAACUUUCAUCAGGAACAAGUUGUAAUGAUGAAUUUCAAAGGCCAACUUCGAGUGCCCUACUGUUGGAGGAUGAAAGGGGGUUGUUAGGUGAUACAGUGGAGAAUUUGGUAGAAAUGGUGGAAGCAGGGAUUUAUGAAGCUGUAAAUAAGCAAAAGGAUCAGCACAAUGUUAGCUCUCCAGAGUGUGAACCAACUGAUGCUAAUAGAGGUUUUAAGCAGUUAGAAAAGAACACAGUUGGAGAAACACUAUUCCGUUGCAAUGAAGGCAUGAGUGAAAUCAACCGACCUGGGCUGAAAAGAAGAUUUGAUGACAAGAGCAAAGAUCUUCCGAAGGUGAAGUCUUCACUGGUAGAAUGUUCGACUACAGCUGAUUUAAAUGUACAGCAAUCAUCGCUGGACUUUAGUGUUCAGAAGUCCAGAAUUGCUGUGAAGAAUCCCUUAGUUCGGCCACCAAAAGACCCCAGAAAGCUACUUAACAAGACCUCAAUGGAGCCAGCACUCCCAAAGCCUCCACCAUGUGGCCUGUUGAAGGGAAGACAUGGAGUUGCAGUUUCUGUACAAAGUAAAGGAGUCAUCGGCUUUAAACUCCCAGGGAUGGUCACUGAGCUGCACACACUGAGGAAAACAGAGUUUGGAAGCAAAGUAAGAGAGGAAGAAAAGGCAGAGAGCACACAACAAAAGGAGAAAUCAGUUGCAGAAACAGAGAAUUCUGUCAAACAAGAGCAAGCGUCACUUAAGCCAAAAUGGACACCCCCAAAGCAUCCUGGGAUGGGGAGUCCCUUGAUGAUGGCAGAACUCAAAAGCAAACUCAAAAUGCCUCCAAAGAAGUAAUACAUUGAUACAUUCAUGAUGAUACAGAUCAAUGGAGAUCACUCUAUAUUUUUGAAGGCAGAAAUGUUUUGAAUUUGUCAAUUUUUCUGUGUAAAUUGAUAAGUAGGAAGUGUGAUUGCAAGUCUGUGUUAAGUUACACCACCUAAGUUACACAAUGUUCUUUUUAACUUCCACAAUUUAUUCAAAUGUUUUUGCUUAUUUAAAAAAAGUGUGAUAUAAGCUGUGAAACUGUGACUUUCCAUUACAUGCACUGUCAAUAAA